Molecule: messenger RNA, 626 nt
Organism: Metopolophium dirhodum (rose-grain aphid)
Lineage: Eukaryota; Metazoa; Arthropoda; Insecta; Hemiptera; Aphididae
Exons: 4
Source: RefSeq, a predicted model, not a curated record
GACAGUAUUUUACUUUUACAACCACAGGCAAUUGCAUUAUUUUACGACGUAGCAAGAAAUUAAUGGCAAAAAUAAUAAAGAUGGCGAAUUACUUAAUUCUUCUUGGAGCAUUUGUCGUCAAUGUUAUGUCAUACAACCCUUUGUUGACGUACACUUUACGUUUUAAAAAAAUGCAAGUACAUAAUAACAUGUCUAUGGAUGAUUAUAAAAUCGAUCGAUACAAAGACGGUGAAUAUAUAAAUGGUAAAAUUAAAAUAAAUUCGAAAGAAAUUAUUAAAAAAGUAAUAGCGGUAUUUUAUCGUUGUGACUCAGAUGGUAUAAACUGCGAAUACUUCCAAACGUGGAAAUUCGCAAACGUUUGCGAUCAAUUAAAGGAGAAGAAUCAAAUAUGGUCCCGAUGGUACGCCUCGUUUGAUCCACCAGCGGUUUGUCCAUUAAACAAAGUUACUUAUCAAAUAAAAAAUGCAACAAUUGAUGUUGGCGCAGCACUUCUGUUGUAUCCUCUAGUGACCGAUUACCAAUGGAAAGUAAAUCAAAAAUUCUACACUGAUGAUAUAUUCGUCGGUAGUUACAUGAUAGAAUUCUAUUUUUUUGGCUACAGAAAAAAAAUUAUGUCAAUUUUAAAA